UGUGAUUUUACUUAUGACUCGCGCAGUGCAAUUGUCAACAAGGGGCUGCUUUGUGAAUAUACUGGCAUUUGGUGAAUUCGUUUAGUUUUCUUUUGAGCAACAUUAGCUAGUUAGCUCUAUCUAAAUUGACUAAUGGAUAGUUGCAAAUAGAACGCUGUUUUGCUUUCUCUUCCAAUCGCAAUCAUCAUGGCAGAAGUAGAGGAGAAGGUAAACCUCAUCGUAUCUGUCAUUACAGCAAUGUUUUGCAGUCAAAUCGACAAUCGACUUUAUCUUCAUGCAUUGGUUUUCUAGGAAAUAAUUCAAAAAUGUAAAUGGUUUAAUUGCAUUUGCGACCUAGUAUGCAACAUUUGCGACCUAGUAUGCAACGUGAACCAUGCAUUGUAAUGGUGAAUGCAAUUUAUACAAAGACAAUUUAUACAAAGACAACAUAACGCUUUUUAUACAAAGACAACAUAACGCAAUUUAUACAAAGACAACAUAACGCUUAACAGUAUUUUCCAAGCUAGCUACUCUUGUACUAUUGCUGUAUUAUGCAUGUAAUGUAAUGAGUUUGCAGAUUGUAAAGUCUUGCCCCUAUCCAUUAAUAAACACGUAUCACUAUAAUUUAGGGCAGGAAACCAAGUGAAGAAUCCACAGAUGACUCUGAGGUAAGUGUUGUGUGCAAACAAUAUGGCCCUCCAAUAAGAAAAAUAAAUUUUAUUAAUUUAGGCUGAAGUAACUGUAGCAAACGUCUGUGCUGUCUGCAUUGAUGCUAUCCCCACCUGUAAACAUAAUGUUUUCAUGUUGUGAAAAAGUCUGGAUCAACAGCAGGAGUUACAAUGUCUGACCAUGUCAGAUGCAUGCGGUUGUGAAGUACACUGUUGCAACACACAUUUUGAUUCUGGAUAUAUCCAGCUCCUUUAAUUGUGUGUCUGGGAAGCACUAAAUAAAAUAUAGCAAGUCAGACUGAUAGGAUGAGGAGCAGCCUGUCUUUAAAUGAUACAGAGAAUGACAUGUCAGGAAUAGCCAGUACAUUGAACAAUUCCACCCCUACUCCCCAAAGAAAAACAAUUCGGAAUGGGGAGAAAAAAAAUCUCAACCAGUAAAUGAAAAGUCUGCCUGCCCCCAUCACCAGUCCACAAACAGAAUCCGCUCUACUUUAGCACACAAACACUGACAGGCAAACAAGCACCUGGGACUGCAUGAUUGUAUGUCCCCUCUGAAUUGCUACAAGGCCCUGUUUAUUUAGUUAUUGUGUUGUAGCUUGCCCAUUUGCUAUUUGCCUGUCUCCGUGGCUGGGUUGUCAGCAGACAAACUUGAUGAAGGCAGUGAGAGUGUAGCCUAUGUGUUGAAGGCUUUGCCAGAGAUUACUAGAUAGGAACCAAGUAACAUGCUCCCACCCAGUCUCUUGGCCCAUGCUCUGUAGACAGAUUCACGUUCACUAGAUUUUUUCCCCCUGGGUUGUUGUAAUAUACAUUUUCUAUCAGACCCUUAAUUUAGCAUGCCCUACUGAAUAUUUAUUAAUUGAAAAAUAAAUGUGAUGACGUGGUAGAGCCUCAUCAGCCUAAAACAACCAAAGGAAACUUACCACACUAAGAAAAGUCUGCAAAACAGUGCCUAUAGUCUCUAUGGGGCAAGAGUUUGUUGUUGUUCUGUGUUAUGGCUCUGUAAACCGUGAUAAAUGCCCAUGCAUUAGACAUUUCACAAUGGGAAUAUACAGGAAAUACACAUAGCUGUGUGGAGUGGGAAAAGAUGGUUCUUGGAAAUGACAUUCUCUUCACACACUGCCACCCACACCUCACCUUCUCCCAUAGUGCUCAUAAUAGCGGUCUUUGUUUUGUGUUGAUGCACCAUAUUGGCGACCAUAGUCUAUGCAGAAUUGGUUAUAAACUGGGUUAUGGGGAAAUUCAGGCUGUGACCGCAAAUGUACACAGGAGAAUAUGGCAGCAGCACAUAUUCUCUGGAUUCCAGGGAGGGCUGUAAUCAAUUUUGGUUCCUGGGAUGGUGUGUGGAGCAGCCAGUAGAGAGGUUGGAUGAUCUGGUUACAGGUGGAGAGUUGACUGGCCUUGGGCAUUUGUGUGACUGUGUGUAUCUAGAAACAUUUACCUUGCUGAUAGGGAAUGGGAAUUUUGUAUGAGAUUUUGUAUUGAAUUCCAUAUCUUGCUGAUAGGGAGUGGAAAUGGGAAUUCCAAAAAUUCCAUACCAAAUUCCCAUUCCCUGUCAGCAAGGUAAAUGCAUGAAUCUGUGCCAGUGUAAUAGUCUGUAUAUUACAGAUUAAUUAUGCUGGAUUGUUUCAACUGAAUCCCUCUUUAAACUAGGAGGAGGACAGUGAGGAGGAGCCUAAGCUGAAGUAUGAACGACUGGCCAAUGGGGUGACUGAGAUUCUCCAAAAGGAUGCUGCCAGCUGUAUGACUGUCCAUGAUAAGGUACAGGUCCUAACCUACCAGGGCUUUUCAGGCUAAACUACACUAGAUUUCAAAUGUAAUUGUUUAUGCACUUUUGAUAUAUAUUCAACGUUGGUUAGCAUUCUCUCUGUACAGUAUGGAGAGGCAGGCCAUUCCUUUCUCACCCUCCACAUCAGCAGCCACCAGCCAUUGUCUUUUUUCCUUUCUUCUUCCCUUUCUUCAAUCUUUUCCCUCCCCUCUUCUCUUUUUGAAUGUUGAUAUUUUUUCAGUGGGCCACUCUGAGCUGGAUGGCUAAUUGUCAUGGCACCGAGUGCACUCAUGCACGCCUGAACAGAGGACGAGUCAUACCUGGUUAUGUCUGCUCACCUGAUGUUUUAUUAACCACUAUUGAUUUUCAUUUAUUUAUUUUCUUCCCUUUUUUCUCUCCUCUCUUUCAUCCUAUGAAAAAAACAAGCGUGUCAGAGUGAGAGAUGAGACAUUGCUGUGCUGAAAUUCCAGAUUUGAUCUGACUCUCUUUCUUACCAGUGUUUUUGUGCUUGUGUACCUCCUGCCAGCUACAGUACCUGCACUGUCACACAAACCCCCGACCCAGCCAACCCCCAGCACCUUUAAAACCACCAACACCCGCAUUGCCUGAUGUUGCCUCAUAUUUUAAGUGCCUGAAUCGGGAUUUCAUUUGAACAAUUCCAUUCUGAUAAAUCCUUUUAAAAGUCACUCCGCCUCGCAGGGUUGACCCCUUUAUUUAUUUAUUUUUGGUUAUUUUAUUUGGGGAGAUUGCAGGGGCUCUGUCUGACACGCUCAGCUGUGCCUGUAAAUAUAAGCAUUUCAUUAUAGACUGCACUGAAGCAUGGUGGGCUCACCGUACACGCAGGCCUGGGGAUGGAGGGAGGGAUUAGGGGGAGGGUCUGAAGCUGGGCCUGGGUGGAAAAACGCACACUUAAUCUAAUGCCAAAAACUCCCCCAGUUUUUAUAAUUUCUUGUCCCAGCGGACAUACACACACUCUCUUACACACAUACUCAAACACACUCUCAUACGUGGCAGAAGCAGGAAACAUGCAGAACCAGUUUCUGCUCUGUAGAAAAUAAUAGCUUUAUGGUGGGCAGGAGAGGCGGUGGUUGGGUUGCUGGCGACGUGAGGAGAAGCCAGAUGUACAGUGCAUUUAUUAUGUUUAACCCUUUUAAUUUGAGAGAAAAAAUACCAUUUCACACUGUCUGCUUUAAUAAAUAGGGUUUUCCCUCCCUCUGUAAUUUCACAGUUUUUGCCCCAGAGCAAACUGAUUACACCCCAUUCUACCCACCUCCCCCAGCUAUGCUAGACAGAGUGCAUUUUUAAUCCUCUUGCCACAGCUUUCGUCAGUAUAAAAUUUGUGGAAAAAUCUUGGAUUAUUCCCAGGUGUCUUAAAGAUUAAUCUCAGGUUCAUUCCAUUUCAGUUCCUUGCACUGGGAACUCACUUUGGGAAAGUUUUCCUUCUGGACAUCCAAGGCAAUGUGACUCAGAAGUUUGAAAUUGUAAGUACUCCACUCAAUCCCAAAAGAAUCACUUGCUCUCUGCCUCAGAACUGUACCAGUCAUUUAGUGUCAAUGUUGUUGUGUUCUCUCCUCAGAGUCCAGUGAGGAUCAACCAGAUCAGCCUGGAUGAGAGCGGAGAGCAUGUGGGGAUCUGCUCCGAGGACGGCAAGGUGAGAUCUCUGCUCAGAACUGGUGGCCAUACAGGAGGGCUGCGUCCUAAAUGGCAGCCUAUUCCUACAUAGUCCGCAGGGCUCUGGUCAAAAGUAGAGCACUAUGUAAUGCAGGGGUAGGUAACCCUGAUCCAGGAGUGCCGCAAGCACUUCAUGUUUGUGAUUUUACCGACCUGGAAGACCAGUUGUGUUGAAUUUAGGCAAUCACUAAACUGAUCAAUUAGGUCAGGUGUGGUGUCUAGUUGGAACAAGAUCCUGCAGUACCUGCAGCACUCCAGGAACAGGGUUGCCUACCGCUGAUGUAGAGAAUAGGAUGCCAUUUGGGAUGUAUCCUAGAUUUCUGCACCACCAUUAGGUGGUAUGCAUGACACAUUCUGACAUUCAACACUUUCCACUUACCCCAUGCAAUUAUACAAUUUAAUGAACUCAUAUCAAUUCCAAAAGCAAAGGAUAUUCCUGUUCAUAUUUAGGAUUUAAUAGAACUUGUUACCUGGAGAAAGGGAGUUUAGAAAUCUGUGACCCCGUUGUCAUAGACGAUUUACAAACCAGAAGCUAUAUCAAAUCAAAUCUUAUUUGUCAGAUGCGCCAAAUACAACAGGUGUAGACCUUACUGUGAAAUGCUUACUUACAAGUAUCUUCCUCAUACCUGUUUACUUUCAUAAAUCUACACAUUUCUAGGGAUUUUGAACGAGCACAUGUUCAUGCCCAUGUUGUGAGGGGGAAGACUCUCCCAUCCAUCCGCCUGCCUAUCAGUCAUCAGAUUUCUAUGGAUACCCUCUCAGUGUUUUCUGCUUUGUUGUUAUCUUUCCUAUCCUGAUCAUUAUUACCAUCCUUCAUGGAUGCUGCAGUCCAGAUAUGCUCUUUGAUAUCGCCCCCUCGCACGCACUCCAGCGGCAAAACAAGAUCUUGUCGCACAGAAAGUGGCGGCAACAAUUAAAAUUGUCGCCACCGCAGUUGUUCAUCCUCGACCAAUUCAGUUUGCUGUUAAUCCAUGUCGAUCCCUUCAGAUAAACCAGAAUAAUCUAUGCGAUUCAAGAUGGAGAGUGCAAAGGGCGUGAUGAUGUUUCUUUUUGUGAAACUUUUUUUUGACACGGAUAGUCAAGCUGUGGGACAGUAUCAUUGUUGCAUUAGAUAUCGCUGUAGCUACACUAACUGCAGCUGUGGUAAAACCCUGGUAUCAAAGCACUGGAGGGUUCAGAGAAUCAACCUGUCCACUAAUUGGUGACCUGGCAGAUGGCUAGCAGUGAUCCAAUCAAAGUCUUACUGUCCAGAACUCCCCCUGCAUACACAACAGUGACUCCGUAACACUCAGACUGCGCCCAGACAGCUAGACAGACAUUAAUUAGGGACAGAGAUGUGUUUUGCUGAAGGCUCUGGUCUAUUCAAUGAAACCCUGUAACUAGGUUGGAAAAACAUUAUAUAUAUUUACUUUUUUAUCGUUUCAUUAUUUUUCAUGUCAUACUUUACUGACUGAUCCUUUCUUGUCAUUCUAUCAUGUCUUUAUUGUAGGUUCAAGUGUUUGGACUCUACACAAGGGAAGGCUUCCAUGAGAACUUUGACUGUCCUGUCAAAGUAAGCAGAUGUCAUAUACUUAUUUUAACUUCAUUCUUUUAUGACAAGUUGAGAGUAUAUGUACCGGGUGGUAUAAAUAUUGUCAGCGCAUCUCCAGAUAGCCCACACCAUUGCUUGUAAACUCUUGGUCCGUUCUAAAUUGAUCAAAUUGCCGUGUUCUCCAGGUGGUGGCGCUACACCCUCGGUUCAGCAGUUCAAACUACAAACAAUUUGUCACUGGUGGCAACAAGGUGAGAUUUAAAGGUAUUUUUCAAUGUGGGUACAGUAUACAGCCCAUCUCAAGUGUUAGCAGGAGUGUAGUUGAAAACUGUUGCAGAUUAGCUCAUGUGGACAGAUCUCUAUAUUCAUGUUUUAGUUAACAAAUAUUUAGCAUAAAUGAGCCUUUGUUUUAUAAAAUAAUUCAUUUAGAUUUUGUUCUGGUGAAACAGAAUCACUUGAGCCUCCCCCCUUGUGCUUGGUUGAUGGCUGUGCACACAUAGGCCUUUGUUCGCUGGUGUGAAAGCCUCCUACUUUCCCCUGUCUCUCUUCUAGAGUGCACUCCGGGGCGAGCGGCCCAUUUUCACAAAGUGCUGCUCGCUCAACAGUGUUUGCAAGGCAAUGCUUCACAAGCACACCAAAUAGAUUAUCAUUAUCAGGAGGACCCAUAGUCUUAGGGUCCCGGGCAGGCUGACACACAGCAGUCUCUUCUCUAACAUACCCCAAAUUUGUCUCAGACUCCGAAAACACUUUAUAUGUUAGGUACUAAUGUUCCCUUUUCAUUGCCAAAGACUGCAGUCUGCCGCAACACCACCAAAUGAUACAAUAGACAAGAAAUCUGUACUGUACAAUCCCCCCAACAUCAUUGGGGAAAAAAGUUGUAUACAUAUCUACAACACUUGCGAAGGUGAAAGUGUUUAAGCUGCUCGACUCCUCCAAUCCACCUUUCUUUUCUUAUGAAAUGCACAUUGUUAGUGUUAUUUUGCCAUUUUCUCACAAUUGGUACUGAUUUAUUUCCUCUACGUGUGCUCAAGACCCUCCAUAAAGCACCCUGUGAUGAAAAUCAAUAAGCCUCAAAUGGAGCCACAUCCUGUCAAAGGCAAUUCAAUUCUGUCUCCACAGUUCUUCCAGUGUCAUAUCCUCUCUUUGUGGAGAGAACUGUUAACAUUUCCAGACUUGAAUUAAAGGCCGGGGCUGUCUCCCUCUCGCCGCACUUCCCCGCUCCUAAUAACUAAAGGCUAUUGUACACCCGUCUGUAUGACUGUGACACUGAGAGAUGCUUUUAAAGGCCUGAAAUGCUUUUUAUGUAUAUGGCCUUCUCUGAGGUGAAGCCACAGCCGAAUGAAAAGAGUGACUACAGCCAUCAUUAUGUCUCAAAGCCAUUGACGAGAAUCAGUGAUUUAGAGAAAUACGAUGUAGGCCGUCAAACCUACUGAAAUAAUUAAGUUCUCAAGAAUUGAUUUUGUCAGUCUUGUAUUAUGAAGGAGAUCUGUGUUUGAAGAUCAAAUAAUCUUUUAUGCCAUCUUUAGUUUUCCCUUCCAGUUCUUUACUCACAUCAUGUCAUACAUCACAUUGAUCGGUUAGGUGAAUCAUAUAAAGACAAGAUCAUGUGUGCUCACUGAGUUGAGAUAGAUGGUGUUGAAAGACAGUGUCUGUUUACUUAAUGUUUAUGAUAAAGCUCAAGUUGAAACAAUCCUCCCACUCUUGGAGACCCACUGACACAACAGACUGUCCUCCUGUCCCUGUGCUCUACUGCCCUCUGGUGGUGGAAAUACAAGAACCACAAACCACCGCUCUAAGGACACGAUUGCUUGUGCCUGUCUUGAAACAAUGGUGGUAAGUUGGAUAUUAAUGGCACACAUGGUUCUGAUUUGAAAUGUUUUCAUGUUGCUCGCCCAAGCUUCUUCUGUACGAGAGGAACUGGCUGAACCGUUGGAAGACGUCCACUCUGCACGAAGGGGAGGGCACCAUCACUAACGUCCAGUGGAGGGCCAAUCUCAUCGCCUGGGCCAACAAUGUGGUAUGGACAACAGUCAAUGCUUCAGAUACAUUGGCUAUACAAGAAACAUGGUGGACUUUUAUUGUAUCUGUUUGGAAUUAUAAUUUUUUGCAUCAUACAGCAUGUCAUCUUAAAUAGACACGUUGACAUGUCUGUCACAAACAUGCCAUACAGUGCAUUAGACAUGCAAGGACAUAUUAUAGUGAAUAUACUCUGUCUUGGUCUCUUUCAGGGGGUGAAAAUCUAUGACAUCAGCACCAAACAACGAAUCACCAACGUCUUACGGGAUAACGUUAGCCUGCGGCCUGAUAUGUACCCAUGCAGUCUGUGCUGGAAAGACAACUCCACCCUCAUCAUCGGCUGGGGCUCCACCGUUAAGAUCUGUGCCGUGAAGGAGAGGGACCACACAGAGAUGAGAGACCUUCCUAGCCGUUAUGUGGAAAUUGGUGAGGGCAGGGAAUGCAUGUGCUAGUCACAGUAUUAAUGUACCAACACGUUUUGUAGAGCUUUACUGUGACAGAAUGUGGAGGUGAUGUGGAGUAAUUUGGGCUUCUCUCUUGCAGUGUCUGCAUUUGAAACCGAGUUCUUCAUCAGUGGCCUGGCGCCUCUAGCAGACCAGCUGGUCAACCUGUACUUUGUGAAGGAAAACUCUGACCACAUGGUACUGUUUGGUUAGAUACUGUAUGAUGGAAUGGCUUAAGUGGUCAGACAUGGUACUUAAAUGUUGAUUUGGUCAACAUGUUUACAUGUGUUUAUUACAUAACUGUGUGUAUGUGUUUACAUAAGUGUGUGUGUGUAUUUGAUCAGGAGGAGGAGUUCAGAGCGCGGCCUCGUCUGGACAUCAUUCAGCCUCUCCCAGAGGGCUUUGAGGAAAUCUCAUCAGAUGCCCUGACCGUCCGCAACUUCCAGGAGAAUGAGUGUCGAGACUACCAGCUGGGUGAGUCAGUCAGAAACCUCUCCCCGGCAAACACUACUCCGAGAGACUCUGUAUUUCCAUAUUCUAGCUACUUUAACCUACUAUGCAGGAUAUAUCACAUGCUCUGUCCUGUACCCUCAUGUCAACAGAACAUUCUGAGGGAGAAUCCCUUUUCUACAUCAUCAGCCCUAAAGACAUCGUGGUGGCCAAAGAGAGAGACCAGGAUGACCACAUUGACUGGCUGCUGGACAAGAAGAAGUAUGAGGUCAGUGUUUUAAGGAUCCAAUCAAGCAGACUUGAUUUCAGUAUUUUGCUGCGUUGUACAGUAUCUUCUCAGUGAUCAGUUGAGAGCAGAUUUUCAGGAAAUGUGUUGCAUUGAGAUACAUAUUAUAAACCUUAUAAGACAUAAGAUAUGCAUGCUUAUAACAAGUAAUAAUGCAUUAUACCUGUCGGCUGUUGCCACAACUUUUUUUCUCUUACAGGAAGCUCUGAUGGCUGCUGAGAUCAGCUUCAAGAACAUUAAACGCCAUGAAAUCCAGGUACUGCAUUGGUCAUGUUCUAUUCCUACCUUGAAUAUUGCUAUUCCUUGCUAUUCACUCUCUAUUGCUACUCCUAUUUUACCUACACGUGUAUUUUAACGGAUCCCACCAUAAGUCAACCCACUUUAGCAAAUUAACUACGCAAAGGUUAGUAAAGUAACCUUUCUUCUCAGUUCAAAAUCUCAAAAUCACAUGAUGCACACCAGAUGAAACUACAGAAGAUACAACACUUGAUGAAAUUACAGAAGACACAGUCCACAUACUUGUAAGUAAGCAUUUCACAGUAAGGUCUACACCUGUUGUAUUUGGCGUUAAAUCCCGCUAUGCCCUCCGACGAACCAUCACAGGCAAAGCAUCAAUACAGGACUAAGAUUUAAUCGUACUACACUGGCUCUGAUGCUCGUCGGAUGCGGCAGGGCUCGUAAACUAUUACAGACUACAAAGGGAAGCACAGCCGCGAGCUGCCCAGUGACACGAGCCGCCCAGUGACACGAGCCUACCAGACGAGCUAAAUCACUUCUAUGCUCGCUUCGAGGCAAGCAACACUGAAGCAUGCAUGAGAGCAUCAGCUGUUCCGGAUGACUAUGUGAUCACGCUCUCCGUAGCCGAUGUAAGUAAGACUUUUAAGCAGGUCAACAUUCACAAGGCCGCAGGGCCAGACGGAUUACCAGGAUGUGUACUCCGAGCAUGCGCUGACCAACUGGCAAGUGUCUUCACUGACAUUUUCAACCUGUCCCUGACUGAGUCUGUAAUAUCAACAUGUUUCAAGCAGACCACCAUAGUCCCUGUGCCCAAGAACACUAAGGUAACCUGCCUAAAUGACUACAGACCCGUAGCACUCACAUCUGUAGCCAUGAAGUGCUUUGAAAGGCUGGUCAUGGUUCACAUCAACACCAUUAUCCCAGAAACCCUAUACCCACUCCAAUUUGCAUACCACCCCAACAGAUCCACAGAUGAUGCAAUCUCUAUUGCACUCCACACUGCCCUUUCCCACCUGGACAAAAGGAACACCUACGUGAUAAUGCUAUUCAUUGACUAAAGCUCAGCGUUCAACACCAUAGUGCCCUCAAAGCUCAUCACUAAGCUAAGGACCCUGGGACUAAACACCUCCCUCUGCAACUGGAUCCUGGACUUCCUGACGGGCCGCCCCCAGGUGGUAAGGGUAGGUAACAACACAUCUGCCACGCUGAUCCUCAACACAGGGGACCCUCAGGGGUGUGUGCUCAGUCCUCUCUUGUACUCCCUGUUCACCCAUGACUGCAUGGCCAGGCAUGACUCCAACACCAUCAUUAAGUUUGCCAACGACACAACAGGCCUGAUCACCGAAAACGAUGAGACAGCCUAUAGGGAGGAGGUCAAAGACCUGGCCGUGUGGUGCCAGGAUAACAACCUUUCCCUCAACGUGAUCAAGACAAAGGAGAUGAUUGUGUAGUACAGGAAAAGAAGGACCAAGCACGCCCCCAUUCUCAUCGAUGGGGCUGUAGUGGAGCAGGUUGGAGCUUCAAGUUCCUUGGUGUCCACAUCACUAACAAACUAUCAUUGUCCAAACACACCAAGGCAGUCGUGAAGAGGGCACGACAAAGCAUAUUCUCCCUCAGGAGACUGAAAAGAUUUGGCAUGGGUCCUCAGAUCCUCAAAACGUUCUACAGCUGCACCAUGGAGAGCAUCCUGACUGGUUGCAUCACUGCCUGGUAUGGCAACUGCUCGGCCUCCGACCGCAAGGCACUACAGAGGGUAGUAAUAUACGGCCCAGUGUACAUCACAGGGGCCAAGCUUCCUGCCAUCUAACAAUUGUCAAAGACUCCAGCCACCCUAGUCAUAGACUGUUCUCUCUGCUACCGCACGGCAAGCGGUACCGGAGCGCCAAGUCUAGGUCCAAAAGGCUUCUUAACAGCUUCUACCCCCAAGCUAUAAGACUCCUGAACAGCUAAUGAAAUGGUUACCCUGACUAUUUGCAUUGUCCCCCCCCCCCUAAUGGAGUUUCUCUUCUGUUCUAAUCAGAAAAUUGGGAUGGCUUACAUAAAUCACCUGGUGGAGAAGGGUGACUACGACACUGCUGCCAGGUACUACAGCCUUUUUAGUUAUUUCUGUUAAGUGUUUCUUCUGCAAAAUACCAGUACAAGGAGUAGAUGAAGUGAUUGUUCCCUCUCUCUCUCUCGUUCUCUUCAAUCCAGGAAGUGUCAGAAGGUGCUGGGGAAAAACAUGGAACUCUGGGAAAAUGAGGUGUACAGGUUUAAAACCAUUGGGCAGUUGAAGGUGAGUCAGGCCACCUUGUGACCAUUUAAAGUGAUAGGGCCGGGACGAUACCAGUAUCACGAUACUCCUUAGUAUCGUGGCAAGGAAACCAAACACAAAGCAGAUUUAACUUCUUUAGGAGAACAGCCCUAAUGUUGGAAACAAACAUCAUUAUGUUGUCAUCCAGUCACAUGUAUUUAUUUUCCAAGCUAUAGGACACAAUAUUUUACAUACAGCAGGUUUUUAAAGGACCAAAGAGUUUGGUCUGCUUCACGUUUUCAUUUUUGCCAUGGAAAAAAUAUUGCUAUACAGGUGUCUUCCCGGCCCUAAGAAGUGAUGAAUUAUGGCAUUAAAGACUUUAAGUACAGUGAGGGGAAAAAAGUAUUUGAUCCCCUGCUGAUUUUGUACGUUUGCCCACUGACAAAGACAUGAUCAGUCUAUAAUUUUAAUGGUAGGUUUAUUUGAACAGUGAGGGACAGAAUAACAACAAAAAAAUCCAGAAAAACGCAUGUCAACAAUGUUAUAAAUUGAUUUGCAUUUUAAUGAGGGAAAUAAGUAUUUGACCCCUCUGCAAAACAUGACUUAGUACUUGGUGGCAAAACCCUUGUUGGCAAUCACAGAGGUCAGACGUUUCUUGUAGGCCACCAGGUUUGCACACAUCUCAGGAGGGAUUUUGUCCCACUCCUCUUUGCAGAUCUUCUCCAAGUCAUUAAGGUUUCGAGGCUGACGUUUGGCAACUCGAACCUUCAGCUCCCUCCACAGAUUUUCUAUGGGAUUAAGGUCUGGAGACUGGCUAGGCCACUCCAGGACCUUAAUGUGCUUCUUCUUGAGCCACUCCUUUGUUGCCUUGGCCGUGUGUUUUGGGUCAUUGUCAUGCUGGAAUACCCAUCCACGACUCAUUUUCAAUGCACUGGCUGAGGGAAGGAGGUUCUCACCCAAGAUUUGACGGUACAUGGCCCCGUCCAUCGUCCCUUUGAUGCGGUGAAGUUGUCCUGUCCCCUUAGCAGAAAAACACCCCCAAAGCAUAAUGUUUCCACCUCCAUGUUUGACGGUGGGGGUGGUGUUCUUGGGGUCAUAGGCAGCAUUCCUCCUCCUCCAAACACGGCGAGUUGAGUUGAUGCCAAAGAGCUCCAUUUUGGUCUCAUCUGACCACAACACUUUCACCCAGUUCUCCUCUGAAUCAUUCAGAUGUUCAUUGGCAAACUUCAGACGGGCCUGUAUAUGUGAUUUCUUGAGCAGGGGGACCUUGCGGGCACUGCAGGAUUUCAGUCCUUCACGGCGUAGUGUGUUACCAAUUGUUUUCUUGGUGACUAUGGUUCCAGCUGCCUUGAGAUCAUUGACAAGAUCCUCCCGUGUAGUUCUGGGCUGAUUCCUCACCGUUCUCAUGAUCAUUGCAACUCCACGAGGUGAGAUCUUGCAUGGAGCCCCAGGCCAAGGGAGAUUGACAGUUCUUUUGUGUUUCUUCCAUUUGCGAAUAAUCGCACCAACUGUUGUCACCUUCUCACCAAGCUGCUUGGCGAUGGUCUUGUAGCCCAUUCCAGCCUUGUGUAGGUCUACAAUCUUGUCCCUGACAUCCUUGGAGAGCUCUUUGGUCUUGGCCAUGGUGGAGAGUUUGGAAUCUGAUUGAUUGAUUGCUUCUGUGGACAGGUGUCUUUUAUACAGGUAACGAGCUGACAUUAGGAGCACUCCCUUUAAGAGUAUGCUCCUAAUCUCAGCUCGUUACCUGUAUAAAAGACAACUGGGAGCCAGAAAUCUUCUGAUUGAGAGGGGGUCAAAUACUUAUUUCCCUCAUUAAAAUGCAAAUCAAUUUAUAACAUUUUUGACAUGCGUUUUUCUGGAUUUUGUUGUUGUUAUUCUAUCUCUCACUGUUCAAAUAAACCUACCAUUAAAAUUAUAGACUGAUCAUUUCUUUGUCAGUGGGCAAACGUACAAAAUCAGCAGGGGAUCAAAUACUUUUUUCCCUCACUGUAAGUUUUAGAAGGAACAAUACUCUCAGUGUUGCCCUCAGUAUUAACUGUUGUUGUAAUUAUCUCUUUAUCAUUUUCUCCUCCCCAUAUAUCCUCAUAUAACUCUCUCUCAUCUCUCUCCUUUGGUCCCCCCCACCUCUCCUUUGGUCUCUGCCUCUCCAGGCCAUCAGUCAAUACUUGCCCAGAGGGGACAUGCGUCUCAGACCUGCCAUCUAUGAGAUGAUCUUAAAUGAGUUUCUAAAGACUGACUAUGAGGUAUGUCCGUCUGUUCCUGGUGGUCUUCUUACAUUUUUUGAUUCUAGUAUUAUAACAAGUACUCAAGAAGAACCAAAUAUAGUAGAUGCAAAUAUGAACUCAUUUACCCAGCCUCUCUCUGCAACCUCUCUCUCCAAGGGCUUUGCCACGUUGAUCCGUGAGUGGCCAGGAGAGCUCUACAAUAACAUGACCAUUGUUCAGGCAGUCGCCGACCACCUCAAGAAGGACCCCACGAACAGCACCCUGCUCACCACACUGGCUGAACUGUGAGUGACUCUCCACUGGUUUCACCAUUUUCAUUGACUUCAUAACCUUUCAAUUGUUGCAAUAUCCAUUUCCCUCUGAUAGAUUGAGAGAGUUUGAAGUGCCACUAAGCUACGUCUUUGUAAUGUCCAUGCAGGUAUACAUAUGACCAACGGUAUGACCGAGCCCUGGAGAUCUACCUGAGACUGAGGCAUAAAGAUGUUUACCAGCUGAUCCACAAACACAACCUCUUCUCCUCCAUAGAAGACAAGAUUGUGCUCCUCAUGGACUUUGAUAAAGAGGUGGGUAGCCAGAACAUAAUGCAUCAUCCUUUGAUAAAGUAGACUCCUUGCUGUAUCAUAGGACCUUGCACCUGUAUAGCUGUGUUGUGUAUAAUUGUCCUUACUUGAAUAGUAAUAUCAUCUUGCCUUUUUUAAAGUUGGUCUUUGAGUGCUUUAAGCUGUGAGAAAGUCAUGGAAAACCUUUGCCAAGAGUCAUCGUGCCUCACACAGCUCUUAAUGCAUUUUGAUUGUAAAACCACAAAGGUCAUAAGUCACUUUGUGUGUAUCCCUGUCUGAAGAAUGGGCUCUCUUUAUUUGUGCUGUCAGAAAGCUGUCGACAUGCUCCUGGAUAAUGAAGACAAAAUAUCGGUAUGUGUACCUUGCUACCCUUGAUCUUUCAUAUAGUUUCAAAUAAAAAUACAUGCUGUUCGCUAACCAUGUUUCUGUCUUCGAUGUUCUACAGAUUGACAGAGUGGUGGAGGAACUCAGGGACAGACCUGAGCUGCUACACAUUGUGAGUCACACUUUACAAGGUCUUUAGUGAUUUAAAGUUUCUAAUUUCCUAUGAUUAUCUUGAUUGAAAAUUGUCUGAGUUUAACAAUGCAUUUCCCCCCUUCCUUCAGUACUUACACAAACUGUUCAAGAGGGACCACCACAAGGGUCAGAGGUACCAUGAGAGACAAAUUGGCCUGUAUGCUGAGUACGAUCGGCCCAACCUACUGCCAUUCCUGAGGGACAGCAUCCACUGCCCACUAGAAAAGGUACUUAGAGUCACUUUCACACUGUGUGCUCAAAUACAAAUGCCCAUGAAGUACAUUUCUUCUAAUUUAGAUUUAUAUUAUCUUAUCAAGUAUGUCAGAUACAGUAUCUCACAAGUGAGUACACCCCUCACAUUUUUGUAAAUAUUUGAGUAUAUCUUUUCAUGUGACAACACUGAAGAAAUGACACUUUGCUACAAUGUAAAGUAGUGAGUGUACAGCUUGUAUAACAGUGUAAAUUUGCUGUCCCCUCAAAAUAACACAACACACAGCCAUUAAUGUCUAAACCGCUGGCAACAAAAGUGAGUACACCCCUAAGUGAAAAUGUCCAAAUUGGGCCCAAAGUGUCAAUAUUUUGUGUGGCCACCAUCAUUUUCCAGCACUGCCUUAACCCUCUUGGGCAUGGAGUUCACCAGAGCUUCACAGGUUGCCGCUGGAGUCCUCUUCCACUCCUCCAUGACGACAUCACGGAGCUGGUGGAUGUUAGAGACCUUGCACUCCUCCACCUUCCAUUUGAGGAUGCCCCACAGAUGCUCAAUAGGGUUUAGGUCUGGAGACAUGCUUGGCCAGUCCAUCACCUUUACCCUCAGCUUCUUUAGCAAGGCAGUGGUCGUCUUGGAGGUGUGUUUGGGGUCGUUAUAAUGUUGGAAUACUGCCCUGCGGCCCAGUCUCCGAAGGGAGGGGAUCAUGCUCUGCUUCAGUAUGUCACAGUACAUGUUGGCAUUCAUGGUUCCCUCAAUGAACUGUAGCUCCCCAGUGCCGGCAGCACUCAUGCAGCCCCAGACCAUGACACUCCCACCACCAUGCUUGACUGUAGGCAAGACACACUUGUCUUUGUACUCCUCACCUGGUUGCCGCUACACACGCUUGACACCAUCUGAACCAAAUACGUUUAUCUUGGUCUCAUCAGACCACAGGACAUGGUUCCAGUAAUCCAUGUCCUUAGUCUGCUUGUCUUCAGCAAACUGUUUGCAGGCUUUCUUGUGCAUCAUCUUUAGAAGAGGCUUCCUUCUGGGACGACAGCCAUGCAGACCAAUUUGAUGCAGUGUGCGGCGUAUGGUCUGAGCACUGACAGGCUGACCCCCCACCCCUUCAACCUCUGCAGCAAUGCUGGCAGCACUCAUACGUCUAUUUCCCAAAGACAACCUCUGGAUAUGACGUUGAGCACGUGCACUCAACUUCUUUGGUCGACCAUGGCGAGGCCUGUUCUGAGUGGAACCUGUCCUGUUAAACCACUGUAUGGUCUUGGCCACCAUGCUGCAGCUCAGUUUCAGGGUCUUGGCAAUCUUCUUAUAGCCCAGGCCAUCUUUAUGUAGAGCAACAAUUCUUUUUUUCAGAUCCUCAGAGAGUUCUUUGCCAUGAGGUGCCAUGUUGAACUUCCAGUGACCAGUAUGAGGGAGUGUGAGAGCGAUGACACCAAAUUUAACACACCUACUCCCCAUUCACACCUGAGACCUUGUAACACUAAUGAGUCACAUGACACCGGGGAGGGAAAAUGGCUAACUGGGCCCAAUUUGGACAUUUUCACUUAGGGGUGUACUCACUUUUGUUGCCAGCGAUUUAGACAUUAAUGGCUGUGUGUUGAGUUAUUUUGAGGGGACAGCAAAUUUACACUGUUAUACAAGCUGUACACUCACUACUUUAUAUUGUAGCAAAGUGUCAUUUCUUCAGUGUUGUCACAUGAAUAGAUAUACUCAAAUAUUUACAAAAAUGUGAGGUGUGUACUCACUUUUGUGAGAUACUGUACAUUAGAACCAUAAUGAAUCAUCUUACUUGUACAAUUCUUCAGGCUCUGGAGAUUUGUCAGGAGAGAAACUUUGUGGAGGAGACUGUCUUCCUGCUCAGUAAGUGACCCCUUACAGUUUCUGUUUGUAACUCUCAUGAAUAAGCCAUUAUAAAUGCUCAUUAGUGCUUUAUAAAUUGUUACAAAGGCUUCUAGAUAUGAGGGGCAAGCUGAACUAAACCUCCAGCCAGUCAGGUAAUUAACUGCAUUUGGUCUGAGGAAACUGACCCACUGUAACUUGCCCCUCAUAGGCAGGAUGGGGAACUGUAGACGGGCCCUUCAGAUGAUCAUGGAGGAACUGGAGGAUGUGGACAAGGCCAUAGAGUUUGCUAAGGAGCAGGAUGACGCUGAGCUGUGGGAGGAUCUCAUCUCCUAUUCCAUUGAUAAGCCACGUAAGUCACAUGAAUACAGAAGCACUUUCAAAUAAGCAGGUCUACAACAUAGUGUUUCCAUGACUGUCAUUUUAAGUUUCAAUUUUUUUCCUCUUUCUCAAGCCUUCAUUACUGGUCUCCUUAAUAACAUUGGGACACAUGUGGAUCCCAUCUUGCUCAUCCACCGCAUAAAGGAGGGAAUGGAGAUUCCUAACCUCCGAGAUUCUCUGGUCAAAAUCCUACAGGACUACAACCUGCAGGUCAGAAUAUCAGCCAUCACAUAGUGUACCUAGAAUAUCACCGUAACAACAGAUGAACAGUCCAGCCUUGCCUCUUCUCUUAAAGGUUAUUGUUUCUCUGUAUCUCAGAUCUUGCUGCGGGAGGGCUGUAAGAAGAUCUUAGUGGCUGACUCGCUCUCCCUGCUCCAAAAGAUGCAUAGGACUCAGAUGAGAGGAGUCCGAGUGGAUGGUGGGUAGAUGGUCAGUUUGAAUAUGUGUUAAUGUUUACUGCUUAAGAUUGACUUAAACCUUGUUAUUGUUGUAUUUUUCAGAAGAGAACAUCUGUGAAUCCUGUCACGCUUCAAUAUUACCAUCAGGUGGGCUUACCUUCUUUAACAUUAUACAAUAUUAUAUUUUAUAUUCUUAUACAGUGUCUACACUACAGUAUUAUAAUUGGGAUGCUUCUUACCAUCAUUAUAUUUAAAGUUAUUCAACACACCUCUAUUCAGUUAUGGCUCUAGCUAAUGAACUCAUCUGAUGAGGUGGAGCUAGAUGCUGUUAUGCUGAAUUAGAUUCUCAGACAUUUAUUAAUGUAUUUGCUCCUUUGUUGUAGAUAUGGCCCAGAACUUCAGUGUGGUGGUCUUCCACUGCAGACACAUGUUCCACAAGGAGUGUUUACCUUCUCCCGGAACAGUAAGUAUCUGCUCCAUUAUCUCCCCUUCUCUUUCUCACUGCAUAUGGACUUUCAGAUGAGAGCAGCAGACUAGGGACUAAUAUGGCUUUUGCUUUUCACUUUCAGAUUCCUGGAGUCCAGUUUUGCAACAUCUGCAGUGCAAAGCGGAGAGGACCAGGAAGUGGGAUACUGGAGAUGAAAAAGUGACAGGAAAUGCUCACCUUAUCAUGCCAUCGCUUAUUCUUUCCCCAGUUGGGAUGAAUGGCAGUCUCUGGGUUGAUAGAUUUUAGCUUUUUCCUUUGCUACAGUGUGUUCUGUUGUAUCAAUGCAUAUUAUGUCAUUAUAUUAACUGUUACCAAAACAAAAUAAUAAAUGUUGCACUAUGACCUCUUAAUACA
Molecule: messenger RNA, 18247 nt
Organism: Coregonus sp. 'balchen'
Lineage: Eukaryota; Metazoa; Chordata; Actinopteri; Salmoniformes; Salmonidae
Source: the annotation of a GenBank genome assembly